Alternaria atra is the source of this 1170-nucleotide messenger RNA. RefSeq lists its product as uncharacterized. The record is from RefSeq and is a predicted model, not a curated record. Lineage: Eukaryota; Fungi; Ascomycota; Dothideomycetes; Pleosporales; Pleosporaceae. Gene Ontology annotation, molecular function: metalloexopeptidase activity. Gene Ontology annotation, biological process: proteolysis. Bases 1 to 1170 code for a protein of 389 amino acids. The transcript is spliced from 2 exons.
AUGAAGUCAACCACACUAUUGCUGCCUCUAUAUACGGCUGCCCUUGCUGCUGCGGUUUCGCAUCCCAAGGACCCUCAAGUUGUCCUGCAAGAGCCGCAGGUUACUAUCGCCGAGCCGGAUGAGUAUCUCAUUGAGCUGUCGCCGGGCGAGACAAGAUGGGUCACCGAAGAUGAGAAGUGGGAACUACGCAAGCAAAACAUCAACUUCUUCGAUAUCACGCACAACGCAGAGCUCGGCACGCUGAACCACCAGCUCAAAACCGAGAGCGUGAAGUUCCCUGAAAAGCCUAUAUACAAUGAGACCAUCGCCCCACUGCUCAAGAAAUUGGAGAAGGACAACAUGCGAGCGCAUCUCGAGACCUUCACCUCAUUCCACACCCGAUAUUACAAGUCGAAAUACGGCGUAGAGAGCUCGGCAUGGCUCCUCGGUCAAGUCAACAAGACAAUCGCAGAUGCAGGCGCUGUCAACGCUUCUGUGAAGGCGUUUCCCCACCCCUGGGGCCAGUCCUCUAUCAUCGCCACCAUCCCUGGCAAGAGCGACAAGACGAUCGUCAUUGGUGCCCAUCAAGACAGCAUCAACCUCUUCUUCCCAUCUCUCCUGGCCGCCCCGGGUGCCGAUGAUGACGGCAGCGGUACCGUGACCAUCCUCGAAGCGCUGCGCGUACUUCUCAAGUCCGAAGAAAUUCUCAAGGGCGAGGCAGACAACACAAUUGAGUUUCACUGGUACUCUGCUGAAGAAGGAGGUCUUCUGGGAUCGCAGGCCAUUUUCCAGUCCUACGAGAAGGAGGCUCGCAAAGUCAAGGCUAUGCUUCAGCAGGACAUGACUGGUUACGUUCAGAAGACGCUCGACGCAGGCGAGCCAGAGUCUGUUGGUGUCAUCACCGACUUUGUUGACCCUGGCCUUACCGAGUUCAUCAAGCAGAUCAUCACCGUCUACUGUGGUAUCCCGUAUGUUCUCACAAAGUGUGGUUACGCCUGCUCGGAUCAUGCCAGCGCGUCCAAGGCCGGCUACCCAUCAGCCUUUGUCAUUGAGUCGGAUUUCAAGUAUAGCGACAACAAGAUUCACACAACCGAGGACAAAAUUGAGUACCUCAGCUUCGACCACAUGCUUCAGCAUGCGCGGAUGACGCUUGCUCUGGCAUAUGAACUUGCUUUUGCUAAGUUCGAGUAG